Messenger RNA from Rotaria sordida, 2244 nucleotides. The record is from the annotation of a GenBank genome assembly. NCBI's taxonomy places the organism in Eukaryota, Metazoa, Rotifera, Eurotatoria, Philodinida, Philodinidae.
AUGGACGAAAAAAAAUCACCACCAACUGCUAGUGGUUCUUUCUCCUUCAUCUCGUCAUCGGUCACUACAAAUAAAUGGAAGAACUCGUCAUCUGUACCAUCAUCGACAAGUGAUGGUGAUGGUACUGCGACUGUCAGUAGUAAAAAAACGAAGAGGACGGAAAGAGAUACCGUGCUAUCCCGACCUGUGCGUCGAGUUCUUCAAAAUUUUCUUCUGAUCUGGCUUGAUGCCGCUUUUGAUGAAUCCAAAGAGAAUUAUAAAGAAUCAAUACAACAUCUACGACAUAUUGUGGCAUCAAUUACAAUAUUUAUGGAUGCUGAUCAAUGUGUUGAUUUUCUCAGUGACAUUGAAGAUGAAAAAGUAUUUAUGAUUGUGUCUGGUACAUUGGGACAACAUAUCAUACCAGAAAUCCAAGUAUGUCCACAAUUAGCCUCCAUUUAUGUUUUCUGUGACAAUCAAUCGAUUCAUGAAUAUUGGAUCAAAACGAUACCCAAGGUAAAAGAUGUAUACACACAAAUCGAAGCAAUUUGUGAAGUAUUAAAAAUCGAUUGUGAACAUUGUGAUCAAGAUAUGAUCCCGAUCAGUUAUCAUGGUAUUGAUGCGUUAUUUAUGUAUACGCAAUUGUUAAAAGAAGCACUUUUGGAAAUUGAAGAUGAUGAUACAAAAUCGAUUAAAGAACUUGUUGAGUACUAUCGUCUUCAAGGCAAUGCUUCCGAAAAAACACUCGAAAAGAUCGAACGAGAAUAUCGUAAUCAUACACCAAUUUGGUGGUACACGGGUCCAUACUUUAUCUACUCAAUGCUUAAUCAUGGUCUUCGACAAAUGGAUGUCGACAUUAUACUUAAAAUGGGCUUUUUCAUCCGCCAUCUACAUCAAGAUAUUACAGAAUUACAUCGCGAACAACAACAAAGCAACAAAGCAGCAAUGCCAUCCAAAUUUGAAGUUUUUCGUGGUCAAGGCUUAUCCAUGGAAGCUUUUGAAAAAAUGAAGAAAACCAAAGGUGGACUUAUGUCGUUUAAUAAUUUUUUGUCAACAAGUCGUGAUCGUGAGAUUUCUUUGCAAAGCUACGCACGACUCGCAGCAUUCAAUGAGAAUUCAGUUGGCAUUCUCUUCGUUAUGAACAUCGAUACGGCCAUUUGCACAGCAUCAUCGACACCUUUCGUUAACGUCAAAAAUGUUGGCUUCUAUGACGAUCAAGAAGAAGAAAUUCUUUUUUCGACUCAUACAAUUUUUCGUAUCGACCGUAUAGAACGUAUUGAAGAUCAGCAUACAGAUCGUCUCUGGCAAAAAACUCUCCCACCGAAUCAUCCCGACUUGGCUACUUCCUACAACGGCAUCGGUGCGGUGUAUGAUAACAUGGGCGAGUACUCAGAAGCACUUUCAUCGUACGAACGAUCACUUGAAAUCCGAAAAAUAGCUCUCCCUCCGAAUCAUCCCGACUUGGCUGCUCCCUACAACAACAUCGGUAAUGUGUAUAAAAACAUGGGCGAGUACUCGAAAGCACUUUCAUCGUACGAAGUAUCACUUGAAAUUCGAAAAAUACUUCUCCCUCCGAAUCAUGUCGACUUGGCUGCUUCCUACAACAACAUCGGUGCGGUGUAUUAUAACAUGGGCGAGUACUCGGAAGCACUUUCAUCGUACGAACGGUCACUUGAAAUCCAAAAAAUAGCUCUCCCUCCGAAUCAUCCCGACUUGGCUAGUUCCUACGGCAACAUCGGUUUGGUGUAUGAUAAUCUGGACGAGUACUCAAAAGCACUUUCAUCGUACGAACGAUCACUUGAAAUCCAAAAAAUAGCUCUCCCUCCGAAUCAUCCCUUAUUGGCUGCUUCCUACAACAACAUCGGUAUGGUGUAUGAUAACAUGGGCGAGUACUCGAAAGCACUUUCAUCGCACGAACAAGCACUUCAUAUCGACCAGAAAGCUCUCCCUUCAAAUCAUCCCGACUUAGCUUCUGAUUACAAUAACAUCGGUAAUGUGUAUGAUAGCAUGGGCGAGUACUCGAAAGCACUUUUAUCGUAUGAACGAUCACUUGAAAUCCGAAAAAUAGCUCUCCCUCCGAAUCAUCCCGACUUCGCUCAAUCCUACAACAACAUCGGUAAUGCGUAUGAGAACAUGAGCGAGUACUCGAAAGCACUUCGAUAUUACGAAAAAGCCCAAGACAUCUGGAAAAAAUCACUACCUCCAACACAUCCACAUAUUGCGCUUGUGAAAAGUAACAUUGAAGAUGUAAAAAAGAAAAUGUAA